Messenger RNA from Trichosporon asahii var. asahii CBS 2479, 438 nucleotides. RefSeq lists its product as uncharacterized. The coding region runs from base 1 to 438 and encodes 145 amino acids. The record is from RefSeq and is a predicted model, not a curated record. The transcript has a single exon. NCBI's taxonomy places the organism in Eukaryota, Fungi, Basidiomycota, Tremellomycetes, Trichosporonales, Trichosporonaceae.
AUGAUCCUCCCCUCCCUUCUUGUCCUCGGCGUCGCGGCGGCUCUCCCCCUCUCCGCCGAGAACUACGACUUCAGCGUGCGAUGCGAGCACGGCCCCUCCUCCACUUCGACCUCCUACGCCGGCGAGCCAGAUACAGGCUGUGUGAAUGUCGGCGCCGCGGGCACGAGUAGCUGCUUCUCCUCGUGCCAAGCCCUAGCCCACGACGCCUGGCAAUGGGGCGCCGGCUGCAAGAUGUACGUCUUUGCCGACCGCGACUGUGGAGGCGACUACAACUCGGUCGAGCUCUGGACGCCCCGCCCCGACUUUGAGCAUCUCGCAGGACCGGCCAUGAAGCUCCCGUCCGAGGGGUGCGUGCGGUCCUACUCCGUCCACUGCCCCUUUGGCAGCGUUCGCUGGCCGAACGGCGUCAAGAAGGGAACGGCACUCGUCAUUCAGUAA